Molecule: messenger RNA, 1846 nt
Organism: Sapajus apella (tufted capuchin)
Lineage: Eukaryota; Metazoa; Chordata; Mammalia; Primates; Cebidae
Gene: SLC52A2
Product: solute carrier family 52 member 2
Exons: 5
Coding region: 249-1586 (445 amino acids)
Biological process (GO): riboflavin transport
Cellular component (GO): plasma membrane
Molecular function (GO): riboflavin transmembrane transporter activity
Source: RefSeq, a predicted model, not a curated record
CGGGGACGCGCAGGGGCCGGACUGCUCCCGGUCACCCACCCGAUGCUGGCACAGCCGCCCCGGCCCCUCCCCUGGCAUCUGACCUGCUCCCUGCGGUCCCGGGCACGCAGAAGCCCUGGGGCGUGCGUGGCUCCUGCCGCUAAAAGAGGUCUUAAGUUCCCAGAAGAGUCAAGCGUUUCCGGACCUCGGUGGGAAAAGAACUGGCUGUGACCUUUGCCCUGACCUUGAGGGGCCUAGCCUCGUGCUCAAUGGCAGCACCCACGUCCGGCCGUCCGGUGCUGACCCACGUGCUAGUGGCUCUCUUCGGCAUGGGCUCCUGGGCUGCGGUCAAUGGGAUCUGGGUGGAGCUACCUGUGGUGGUCAAAGACCUUCCCGAGGGUUGGAACCUCCCCUCCUACGUCUCUGUGCUAGUGGCUCUGGGGAACCUGGGUCUGCUGGUGGUGACCCUCUGGAGGCGGCUGGUCCCAGGAAAGGGCGAGCGGGUCCCCAUCCGGGUGGUGCAGGUGCUGAGCAUGGUGGGCUCAGCUCUGCUGGCCUCUCUGUGGCACUACGUGGCCCCAGUGGCAGGACAGCUGCAUUCCGUGGCCUUCCUAGCCCUGGCCUUCGUGCUGGCGCUGGCAUGCUGUGCCUCUAAUGUCACGUUCCUGCCCUUCCUGAGCCACCUGCCACCUCACUUCCUACGGUCGUUCUUCCUGGGUCAAGGCCUGAGUGCCCUGCUGCCCUGUAUGCUGGCCCUAGUGCAGGGUGUGAGCCGCCUUGAGUGCCCACCAGCCUCCACCAACGGCACCCCUGGUCCCCCGCUCAACUUCCCUGAGCGUUUUCCCACCAGCACCUUCUUCUGGGCACUGACCUCCCUUCUGGUCACUUCAGCUGCUGCCUUCCAGGGUCUCCUGCUGCUGUUGCCACCACCACCAUCUGUACCCACAGGGGACUUAGGAUCAGGCCUCCAGGUGGAAGCCCCAGGAGCAGAGGAAGAGGUGGAAGAGGCCUUGCCAUUGCAAGAGCCACCAAGCCAGGCAGCAGGCACCCCCCCUGGUCCAGACCCUAAGGCCUAUGGGCUUUUCUCGGCCCGCAGUGCCUGCCUGCUGGGCCUGCUGGCCACCACCAACGCACUGACCAACGGCGUGCUGCCUGCUGUGCAGAGCUUUUCCUGCUUACCCUACGGGCGUCUGGCCUACCACCUGGCUGUGGUACUGGGCAGUGCUGCCAAUCCCCUUGCCUGUUUCCUGGCCAUGGGCGUGUUGUGCAGGUCCUUGGCAGGGCUGGGUGGCCUCUCUCUGCUGGGCGUGCUCUUUGGGGCCUACCUGAUGGCACUGGCAAUCCUGAGCCCCUGCCCACCCCUUGUGGACACCUUGGCAGGAGUGGUCCUCGUGGUGCUGUCAUGGGUGCUGUGUCUGGGCGUGUUCUCUUACGUGAAGGUGGCAGCCAGCUCCCUACUGCAUGGCGGGGGCCGGCCGGCAUUGCUGGCCGCUGGCGUGGCCAUCCAGGCGGGCUCUCUGCUGGGUGCUGUCGCCAUGUUCCCUCCAGUCAGCAUCUACCACAUGUUCCACAGCAGAAAGGACUGUGUAAAUCCUUGUGGCUCCUGAGCCUGGGCAGGUGGGGACCCCGCUCCCCCAUCCUGUAUUUACCUCAGUGCUGCCACCGUGCCUGAAUGCCGCAGCCCAGGAGGCCCCCGCGCCGGCACACUCAUGGACACUCACACACUCCGUAGGAGACCCUAGCUUUCCAGGUGGGGGUCAGGGGCAAGGACCAGGCUUGGAGCCAGGGACUGGCUGGGGCUGUAGGGUAAGCCCCGGGGUCUGGGACUUACAUGUGGCUUGUGUAAUAAAACAUUUUUAUGUAAUGA